Messenger RNA from Colletotrichum lupini, 822 nucleotides. Its product is annotated as 14-3-3 family protein. Gene Ontology annotation, biological process: signal transduction. The record is from RefSeq and is a predicted model, not a curated record. The transcript is spliced from 5 exons. Gene Ontology annotation, cellular component: cytoplasm. The coding region runs from base 1 to 822 and encodes 273 amino acids. NCBI's taxonomy places the organism in Eukaryota, Fungi, Ascomycota, Sordariomycetes, Glomerellales, Glomerellaceae.
AUGUCUGGCGAUCGUGAAAGCAAGACCUUCCUCGCCCGCCUUUGCGAGCAGGCCGAGCGCUACGAUGAGAUGGUUGGCUACAUGAAGGAGGUCGCCAAGCUGGGCGGUGAGCUGAGCGUCGAUGAGCGCAACCUCCUCAGCGUUGCCUACAAGAACGUCGUCGGUACCCGCCGUGCCUCCUGGCGCAUCAUCUCCUCCAUUGAGCAGAAGGAGGAGAGCAAGGGCACCGACAAGCACGUCGGCACCAUCCGCGAGUACCGCACCAAGAUCGAGCUCGAGCUCGAGCAGGUCUGCCAGGAUGUCCUCGAUGUCCUCGACGACAGCCUUAUCCCCAACGCCCAGACCGGCGAGUCCAAGGUCUUUUACCACAAGAUGAAGGGUGACUACCACCGCUACCUCGCUGAGUUCGCCUCCGGCGAGAAGCGCAAGGGUGCUGCCACUGCUGCCCACGACGCCUACAAGAGCGCUACCGAUGUCGCUCAGACCGAGCUGACCCCCACUCACCCCAUCCGUCUUGGCCUGGCCCUCAACUUCUCCGUCUUCUACUACGAGAUCCUGAACUCGCCCGACCGUGCUUGCCACCUCGCCAAGCAGGCCUUCGACGAUGCUAUCGCCGAGCUCGACUCUCUCUCCGAGGAGUCUUACCGCGACAGCACCCUCAUCAUGCAGCUCCUGCGUGACAACCUCACUCUCUGGACCUCUUCCGACAGCGGCGACGCUGAGGGUGCUGCUGCCGGCACCACCGAGGCUGCUGAGGAGAAGAAGGAGGAGCCCAAGGCCGAGGAGCCCAAGGCCACCGAGGAGACCCCCGCUGCCUCCUAA